AUGCUUCAACUCAGCUCCGACCCAAGCUUUCAUUUCGAACUCCUCCGCACUCUCGCCCAUGCGCGCUACUUUGGCGCAGACGUAGGCGAGGUGCUUGAGGCGGCCAGCCAAAUCGAAGCUGGCAACUUUGAGAGCUUCGCCAAGGUAUUCGAAAGCCUCGCCAACCGUGUCUACGAACAGGCCCAGCAGAUUGACAAGACCACGAGGCCUGUCUCCGCUCGUGAUGCGUAUUUUCGAGCAGCAACAUACUUCCGUGCAGCCGACUUUUAUCUGCACGGCAAUCCCGAGGAUUCACGCAUCAACGAUUUCUGGCAAAAGCAGACCAUUGCGUUUGACCGGGCCAUCGCCCUUCUGCCAAACCCCGGCGAACGCAUCACAUUGAAAGCGGAUGGCUUUGAUGUUCCUGCGAUAUUCUUCCGGACCGAUGUUGCUGAUGCGUCGAAUCCGAGACCAACUCUGAUCAUGGGCAACGGGUACGACGGAGCGCAGGAGGAAAUGCUCCAUUCGUGCGGCUUCGCGGCGCUGGAGAGAGGAUACAACGUCGUCACGUACGAGGGCCCUGGGCAACCGACUGUUCUACGAAACCAGGGUCUGGGAUUCAUCACGCAAUGGGAAAAGGUGGUCUCGCCUGUGGUUGAUUAUCUGCGCACGCGUGAGGACGUGGACGGCGCGAAAAUCGGGUUGAUUGGUUUCUCGAUGGGAGGGUUUCUUGCUCUCCGCGCCGCCGCGUUCGAAGGGCGACUCGCUGCGGCGAUCGCAAUUGACGGCAUAUUCGAUGUGCAUGGGGCGUACAUGAGUAUGUUGCCGCCGCCAUGGAAGAGUGCGAACGGAGAAGAAGUGGACGCGAUGGUUACGAAUCUCUUACAAAGUGGGAAAGCGCCCACUGGGCUGCGUUGGGGCGUUGAGCAGGGUCUAUGGAGUUUCAAGACCUCGAGUCCGGCAGAUUUUCUGGAUCGGACAAAGACUAUGACAUUGGAGGGGAUCUCGGGUGGGAUUCAGUGUCCGGUCUGGGUUGGUUGUGCCGGAGAUGAUGAGUUCUUCCAGGGUCAGCCCGAGAUGGUCCGGGACGCGUUGGGGGCGAGGGCGACGUAUGUCAAGUUGACGAUGGACGAUGGGGCAGGACAUCAUUGUCAUGUCGGUGCAGGCGUUUUGAUGAAUCAGCGCGUCUUCGAUUGGUUUGGGGAUGUUGUGGCGAAGAAGUGA
Molecule: messenger RNA, 1203 nt
Organism: Exophiala xenobiotica
Lineage: Eukaryota; Fungi; Ascomycota; Eurotiomycetes; Chaetothyriales; Herpotrichiellaceae
Exons: 1
Coding region: 1-1203 (400 amino acids)
Source: RefSeq, a predicted model, not a curated record